Molecule: messenger RNA, 1113 nt
Organism: Colletotrichum lupini
Lineage: Eukaryota; Fungi; Ascomycota; Sordariomycetes; Glomerellales; Glomerellaceae
Exons: 5
Coding region: 1-1113 (370 amino acids)
Source: RefSeq, a predicted model, not a curated record
AUGGUACGUAUUGUCAUGGAAGACUCCAGCGCCUGGACCAGCGAGCAUGAGUACUCGCUCUUGUACCACAACUUCCUCCACAAGAAACCUCUCAGCAGCACCGACGUGAACCAGUUGAAGUGUACCAACGUCAAUCAGGUCACCGUGAUUUCCCGUGGUCUCGAGAACGAGCGGAAGGAUGGUCCGCCAUCGGGAAUGGCAGUGAGGCAAGAAGACCAAGCAUGUUGUCAAAGCGGGCAGAGCAAAUCUGAUUACAUGGUCCCGGAAAGCUCCCAUUGCAAAGAAGGCCUGUUCGGCGAGGCGUGGAAGGGAGUGGUCGACGGGAUAGUAAAGGUUCAGGUCAGAGUUGGCCUGCCCAGCUAUUCAUCGCUCGACCGCGGUCGUAAAAGGGGGCUCGGAAGGUGGUUGAGCCGCUGCAAAUGGCCCUCUCGCCUACCUUACAUGAGGUCCUUGCACCCGACGAAGGAACUUUGGGCUCUGUCCACCAGCUUCGAUCUUUCAUACCAUAUUCGCAGUCGAAUACCAUUGCUGGACUUCGUAACGGACGAAAGUGUUUGCCCUGCUGACGUGUAUAUCAACAAAAUAUUAUUAUCACUCACCAUCCCGCUCACGCCCGCAAUUCGUGGCGGCCCAUGGGCUUCGAGCUCCAGCGGCGGCAAGCGCGGUACCGCAUCCAAGGUGCACCAGGGCGGCAAGGGCAAGACAGUGCCAUAUACAGAAUGCGGGCACCGUAUUGCGACCAGGCUACCAUUCACCUUCGCUCUGGAAGAUUUCAGCGCCUGGAUCGAUCAACAGGAGAACCCGCUCCUGUACCCCAGCCCCCUCCAUGAGGAGCCCGUCGCCAGCAAUGGCGCCAGCAUUGACACCAGCUCACGUACGCCAACUCCGAGCAGAGAAAAUGACCGUGUCCUCAAACCGGAUGUGAUCAGCCACCAGCGGAGAUUGGUUAAUACUACGGCGAUGUUCCGGCGCAGAGGUCUCGAAGCCGAGCGGCGGCGAUCAGGGCACGCAGCAGUCCUGCACGAGGAUAAAGUAUCCAUCGUUGGAGAGAUGAAGGACCACGAGAACAGACUUGGGCUCUUCAAGCCAGCCAGAAUCCCAUUUAGAACCUGA